Zalophus californianus (California sea lion) is the source of this 2547-nucleotide messenger RNA. Its product is annotated as olfactory receptor 10V1-like. Gene Ontology annotation, molecular function: olfactory receptor activity; G protein-coupled receptor activity. Gene Ontology annotation, cellular component: membrane. The transcript has 2 exons. Gene Ontology annotation, biological process: G protein-coupled receptor signaling pathway. The record is from RefSeq and is a predicted model, not a curated record. Lineage: Eukaryota; Metazoa; Chordata; Mammalia; Carnivora; Otariidae. The coding region runs from base 19 to 942 and encodes 307 amino acids.
ACCUGAUGAGCCACUUUUAUGGGGGAUGAAAACCGAACCAUAGACAUCCAGUUCCACUUUCACCCAUUUUCACCCAUCCUGGAGAUACAAAUACUUAUUUUUGUGGCUUUCCUGCUAAUGUAUAUUGGCAGUCUCAUUGGUAAUGCCACAAUCUUUCUCACUGUCUGGGCAGAGCAUUCACUCCACACUCCCAUGUACUUCUUCCUGGCCAACCUGGCAGUUCUGGAGAUCUUUUACUCUUCCACUGUGGCCCCUCUCGCUUUGGUCAACCUCCUGACCAUGGGGAGAAUACCCAUCUCCGUCACUGGCUGUGGCACACAGAUGUUCUUCUUUGUCUUUCUGGGCAGUGCUGACUGUAUCCUCUUGGGGAUCAUGGCUUAUGAUCGGUUUGUAGCUAUUUGGGAUCCCCUGCGUUACACCCUCAUCAUGAGAUGGCAGCUGUGUGCCCAGCUGGCUAUGGGAGCCCUGGUCCUUGGUUUCAUUCUAGCCUUACAACUAACGGCUCUGAUUUUCCACCUGCCAUUUUGCGGCCAAAACAGAAUCACUCACUUCUACUGUGACGUACUCCCGAUCUUGCGGUUGGCCUGUGGAGAUACCCGAAUGCAAGAAGCCAUGAUCUUCAUUGUCAGUGUCAUCAUCCUUACUCUUCCCUUUUCCCUGAUCUCCAUCUCAUACGUCUUCAUUGUGGGUGCCAUUUUGAAGAUCCGCUCUGCAGAGGGGCGGCACAAGGCCUUCUCCACCUGCUCUUCUCAUCUGACCGUGGUUCUCCUCCAGUAUGGCUGCUGUAGCCUUAUCUAUUUACGCCCCAGCUCUAGCUACAACCCAGAAAUGGGCCGUGUGGUGUCUGUUGUCUACACCUUUGUCACCCCCGUCUUGAACCCCUUGAUCUACAGUAUGAGGAACAAGGAACUGAAAGAUGCACUAAAUAAGGGUCGAGCCUAAUCCCCCUCCCUUUUGAGUGUGGGCUAUACUUAGUUAACUUAUUUCUAGCAAAUGGAACGGGGCAGAAGUGAUCCCUAUGACUUCUCAGACCAGGUCUUAAAAGCUACUGUGGCUGCAGCCUCUCCCUGAUUACUCUGGGAGAAGCUGCCAUGUUCUGAGAACAGCCAAGAACUUCCAAGGAGAGGUCCAUGCCUCUUGCCAACAGCCAUAUAAGUGCAUGGACCCACCUUCAGAUGACGGGAGCCCUCGCUGACAUUUUGACUGUGCUUCCUGAAACACUACGAGCCAGAACCACCCUGCUAAGCUGCUCCUCCUAGAAUCCUGACCCUCCAAAGCCUUGUAAGGUAAGUAGUGAUUUUACUUUUCAGCUGCUAUGUUUUGGAGUAAUUUUUCGUGCAGCAAUAGAUAACAUAGUUCAUUAUUGGAAUGAACAAAGCAGUGACUGACAAGCUGUAUUUUACGGGGAUUUUGCAUGCACAUGGCCUACGUUCCACCAUGGAAAUCAGGGAAUGUCCUUACCAAAGAUUUUAUAAGCUACAAAACUGCAAAAAUUUCCCAGGUGUCCUUUAAUUCUGUCCCAUCCUCACACACCAUCAUAUAAACCCAGGUAGUGGUGGUAGUGAUGGUGACUUUUUAAGGGAAGAAAAAUACUUACCUUGAUUUGACUUCUGUUUCAAGAGGUCUCUUGGCCUCUCUUAUCUAAAAAGCCUUGUCUCCUACUCCUUAGCCCCAAUUUUCCAAAAUGACCACAAUGAAAUAUCCCUUCCCACAUGCUCUCCACCCACUGUGAUGCUGACACUCUUUCCAUCCAGAGGUGGGGUCCAUCUUUUUUGCCCUUGAAUCUAGGUGGGCUUAUCACUACAGCAGAAGUGAUGCUAUGUCACUUUCAAGACUAGGUCCUGACGGGGGAUAUGCUUCCAACUGGCCCUUAUGGGACACUUAUUCUUGGAACCCAGCCACCAUGCUGUGAAAAAAGUAAGAAACCACAUAGAAAGUCCACAUGUAAGUGCUGAAAAUCCCACCGAGGUCUCAGCUGAUAGCACCAACUGCCAGGUAGUCAGUAAAACUUCAGAUGGUUCUAGCAACCAACCACGGAGUCAGUCCCAGCUUCAAGCAGUACCACGUGAUGCCACCUGGAGCAGAGAUGAGCUGUUCCGAUUGUGUCCUGGCUAAACUGCAGAUUCAUUAGCGAAAUAAAUCAUUAUUGUUUAAACCACUAAAUUCAGACGGUCUGUUAUGCAUAUCGAGUAACUACAACAUCUCAAGUUAACCAUCAAAGUCCAAAAUGUCAUGUGUUUUAUAGUAUAAGUAACCUGUCUCACUAAUAGGAAAAAAAAAACCAGAAUGUAAGCAUCUCUUCAAUCAAAAUUGUCCUAAGUGUUAGCUAAUAAGUGAGGGAAGCAAGUGUGCCUGAAUCAUUGUAUUUUACAUCAGGUUUCUGUGUAAUUAAUAGAAUGCCUCAAGAAUGUAGCUUUUGGAGAAUGGUGUUCAUGGAAUUUGACUAAUUUUCACACGUUAUUGAGCGAGCCUCUUUCUUUUGCAAGGUUUACCCAAAGGAAGAGAUACAGCCAAGUUCCCUCCAGUAUAUCAGUCUCAGGGAACAGC